GGGAAGACAGUGCGUGCGCGCUCUCGCCAGCCGAGGCGCGGCCCCGCGGCAGUACGUGCGCGCACACUCGCCCCCUCCCCCAGCCUUUCUGUCUCGGCCGUCGUGGUCGCUUUUUCAUCUUUCCGUCCCCCCACUUGCUGUGAGGUGCUUGGAGCGGACGAGACCCCGCGGACUCGCCAUGGCUGACGAGAAGCCCAAGGAAGGAGUGAAGACUGAAAAUAAUGACCACAUUAAUCUGAAAGUUGCAGGGCAAGAUGGAUCUGUGGUGCAGUUUAAGAUUAAAAGGCAUACACCACUUAGCAAACUAAUGAAAGCUUAUUGCGAACGACAGGGUUUGUCAAUGAGGCAAAUCAGAUUCCGGUUCGAUGGGCAGCCCAUCAAUGAAACAGAUACACCUGCACAGUUGGAAAUGGAGGAUGAAGAUACAAUUGAUGUGUUCCAGCAGCAGACAGGAGGAGUGUACUAAAAGAGAGAACCAAACUUCCCUUCCCACAGACAACACAUUCACAAUUAGAAAAGCAAGACUCGGUUCAGCCACCUCUUGACUACUGCAGUAUAGCUUUCUCUCUUCUUUUAUUUCUUUUCCUAUUCCUUCUAUUGUACAUAAAGUAACUGGUGUAUGUGCACAGACAUGCAUAUUUUUUUUAACUAAAUGGCCAAUGGUAUGUUUUGAUCAACAUCAUAUGGAGAUGGGGUGGUAAAAACAAACUGGUCUGUGAAAAUACCCCACGUCUCCAUUAGUGGCAUGCUCUUCUAACUUUUAUCUUUAUAUUCCAGUAAGUUAUUUUGCUCUCAUUGUUGGAAAAAAACAAAACCUUGCAUACCUUAUUUGAUUGGAUAAUUUCAAUGUUUUUCUUUUAUCGUUGUACAACCAAGGACGAUUUUAUAACUUUUUUGUACGUAGCUGUUACAUGUAGAGCAAUCUGUCUUUAAGUAGGGGUAAAUUACUCUAAACAAAAAAAUGAUCUUGGAUAGUUUUCCCUUCCGUCUUGUUGUUUAAAUAAACUUCUUGUUUAAAAUAAA
Varanus komodoensis (Komodo dragon) is the source of this 1023-nucleotide messenger RNA. RefSeq names its product small ubiquitin like modifier 2 (gene SUMO2). Lineage: Eukaryota; Metazoa; Chordata; Lepidosauria; Squamata; Varanidae. Gene Ontology annotation, biological process: protein sumoylation. The record is from RefSeq and is a predicted model, not a curated record. Gene Ontology annotation, cellular component: nucleus. Gene Ontology annotation, molecular function: protein tag activity; ubiquitin-like protein ligase binding. Bases 179 to 466 code for a protein of 95 amino acids. The transcript is spliced from 4 exons.